ACAGCCUACUAUAAACUAGUUCUUGCACCUCCGCGUUUUCUUUUUCUGGUUCUCUUCACUUCUGUGUGAUGGAUUCUCUGCUCGCAAAUUACGCCUCUUCCGACGAAGAAGAAGAAGAAGAAGAGCAACAACAACAACAACACGAACAACAGCUUCAAUCGCCGCCGCCCAAACCCGACUCUUUUCCCUCUUUCUCAUCCCUCCCAAAACCCAAAUCCUCUUCUUCUUCAUCUUCUUCUCUCUUCCCGCUCGAAGAUUCCAGAACCACCCCAAAACCCCCCUCCGCCUUCUCCGCUCUUACCAAGCCCAAAUCCCAAAACCCCACUUCGAAUUUCUCAUCUUCAGAGACCAAUCCCAAAAGGGUCGUCCAAUUCAAGCCUCCAAUCAACCCCUAUUCCGUCAAAUCUUCCGAAAUCGACGACGACGAGGAUGAGGAAGAGAAGGAGGAGGGAAGGCGAAGGCGGGAUUCCGUCCCCGAAUCCUUUUCGUCCAAAGAUGCCCUAUGGGAGGACUUAAUGUCCGCCGUUCCCGCUCCCAAGAACUCCGUCUCUCGCGGCGCUUUUACUUCCGCCGGUUCCCGUCGGAGAGCCAUCAUCGAAACCGAAGUCCCCGCUUCGAAUUUAGGCGAUCCGAGGCCGGAGAAGGACGAAUCCAUUGCCGGUAAGGAUAAUUCGGGUAUUGAUCAAAAUGAUGUGAAUAAUGCGGAGCAGUAUAGUUAUGCUAAUUAUGAACCGGGAAGUGAUCAAAAUGCUGUAAAUUACGGCUAUUAUGAGAAUUACAAUUCGGGUUUUGAUCAAAGUGGGGAUGGUUCGAGUUAUGGAGGUUAUGAGAGUUAUGGGAGCUAUGGUGAGUAUGGGCAGCAUUAUGGGAAUAAUUGGGAUGGAGGGUCAGCGGCGGCCGCUGCGGUGCCGGAGGUUUUGGGUGCGGUGCAAAGUGGUUUUGGAGGGAAGGGGAAGAGAGGGAGGAGUGAGAUUCCUACGGAGAUUGUGGAAGUGAAGCAAGAUGAGUUGAUCAAGAACAGGCCGAGGGAGGACCAGGUCAAGGCGACUGGAAUUGCUUUUGGACCUUCUUAUCAGCCGGUUUCGACAAAGGGGAAGCCCUCAAAGGUGCAUAAGAGGAAGCAUCAGAUUAGUUCUUUGUAUUAUGAUAUGAGGCAGAAAGAGAUGGAGCUUGCAGAGAGGCGUGCAAAGGGCUUUCUCACAAAAGCCGAAACACAGGCCAAGUAUGGUUGGUGAUUCUGUUGGCCAUUGUUGUACUUUCUAACCAGGAAGGAUUCUCCAUAGUUUCAUCUUUGUCUUCAUAGUUGAUUGUAGUGGACCACAAAUGCUUUCAAUAUUGUAUUGAGAGAAAUUUUCUGUUCA
Morus notabilis is the source of this 1361-nucleotide messenger RNA. RefSeq names its product proline-rich protein PRCC. Gene Ontology annotation, cellular component: nucleus. The record is from RefSeq and is a predicted model, not a curated record. NCBI's taxonomy places the organism in Eukaryota, Viridiplantae, Streptophyta, Magnoliopsida, Rosales, Moraceae. The transcript has 2 exons. Bases 69 to 1235 code for a protein of 388 amino acids.